AUGGUCAUACGUGAUCACGCUGAAGAAUGUGUCACUCCAUCAUUAUUAGCACGUUUAUAUUUUAGUUGUGGCUAUGAUUUACCACCGGAGUACUAUCACUUUCAUAACAAUGAGGGUUAUGAAGAUGAGGAUUAUGAAGAUGAAGAUUACAAAGAUGAGAAUGAUGACGAAGAUGGGGAUGAGGAUGAUGAGGAUGAAGAUGAUUAUGACUAUGAUUACGAGGAGGAGGAGGAUUACGAUGACCAUUUUGGAUACUGA
Molecule: messenger RNA, 258 nt
Organism: Melampsora larici-populina 98AG31
Lineage: Eukaryota; Fungi; Basidiomycota; Pucciniomycetes; Pucciniales; Melampsoraceae
Exons: 1
Coding region: 1-258 (85 amino acids)
Source: RefSeq, a predicted model, not a curated record